AAAAUUAAAAGAAAAGAGUGAAGGUCAACGAUAUAUAAUAUUGAGAAAAAGUCUAUAUUUAUAUGCCAGUGUAUAUUUUGGUGUUAAAAAAAAAAAAAAAAGUUUGCAUUUUUAUCAAAUAAAUAAAUUAUCAGAAUAUCGAUUCAAUUAAUUAUUAAAUAAUAAAGUUUUACUGAAAAUUAUAAUAGAAAUAUUUAUAACAUCAUGAACAAGGCAAUUCUUUAUUCCUAUUGGCGGAGUUCUUGCUCGUGGAGAGUGCGAAUAGCACUGAAUUUAAAAGAAAUACCUUAUGAAAUAAAACCAAUAAACAUUGUAAAACCUGAUGGCGAACAACACACUAAUGAAUUUCGAAAAAUAAAUCCAAUGAGCAAAGUUCCUGCUCUUCACAUAGACAAUCAAACGUUAAUUGAAUCAAUGAGUAUUUUGCAAUAUUUAGAAGAAACAAGACCGCAAAAUGCACUAAUGCCAAAAACACCCACUGAAAAAGCAAGAGUCAGAGAAAUUUGUGAAAUUAUUAUUAGUGGAAUUCAACCAUUACAAAAUGUUGGUCUCAAAAGUCAUAUAGGAGAUGAAAAUUGGUUAAAUUGGACACAAUUGUGGAUAAAUAAAGGAUUUACUGCAUUGGAAAAGAUUUUAUCUACUACUUCUAAUAAUUAUUGUGUUGGUGAUAAUAUCACUUUAGCCGAUUGUUGUCUAAUUCCACAAGUUUUUAAUGCCAAUACAUACAAAGUGAACGUGAAUUCAUAUCCAAAUAUUGUGAAAAUAAACCAAAAUUUAGAAAAUCAUCCUGCUUUUAAGGACACACAUCCUUUUAAUCAAUUGGAUUGUCCAAAAUCAGAAAAAUUAUAAAUUGUUUAAUUCUUGACAAAUUUUUUGUAAUUAAUUAAUUUUUCUUAAUUCUUUCUUCUUAGUAAUUAAAAUUUUAUUUUUAACAAAUUGAUUUGAUAAAAUAAAAAUGGGAAUUUGGAAUUAUUCAGAAAAUAAUAAUAAAAAGGAAUAAAAAUUGAUAUACAUAUUCUAUAUUUUUAUUAUAGUUUCGCAACUUUAAUAACAUAAUAAAAUAUUCAUUAACUUUUCUAUAUGUAUAUAUAUAUAUAUAUAUAUGUGUAUACAAAGACAGAAAAAAUAGGAAAAUAAUAUAGUUAACUUUCCAACAGCAAUAAAAUUUGUUUUUCAAUGAAACAUCUCAUUUUUUUAUUUACAUUUAAAUAAUUGUAAAUUUUUAAUUAAAUAUCGUUGUUUAUACAAUAAAUAAUCGUUUUAUUUUUCUAUUAUCUCCUUAAUCUAUUCUAUUAUAAUAAUAAAACUCUCUAUAUAGCGAAUAAAGAGAAAAUUGACAUUUUGGUCGAUUUUUUUUUCUACAUACGUUCUAAAUAUUUACCACUGAUGCCGUUCUGACCCUCAUACACUAUAUAUGUAUUUAUAAUGCUUAAGUUAAUCCCAAACGAGUAAUAGUCGACUACAUAUAUAUAUAUAGUAUAAGUAAACUUAUGUUAAACUUCUUUUAUUUUUCUUUUUAUUUUUAAACACGAUUUAAUUUUUUUCAACCUACCACUAAUUACCAACUUUCUAUUAUUCAAUUAUACAAUUUUUAUGAUGUCUUUUAAAAAAAAAAUUUUUACAUUUCAAUUAAACUUUCAAAUUAGUACAUAUUUUUAUAAGAGUCCAUUUAGUGCGAGGCUUUUUUUUUUUCUUUGUCAGAAGUGCAAUCAAUAGUACAUUUUUAAUCGUAAUUUUUUUUUACCCGUAAACCGCAUAUAGAAUAAACAGAGGAUCAA
Molecule: messenger RNA, 1778 nt
Organism: Leptopilina boulardi
Lineage: Eukaryota; Metazoa; Arthropoda; Insecta; Hymenoptera; Figitidae
Product: probable maleylacetoacetate isomerase 2
Exons: 5
Coding region: 205-849 (214 amino acids)
Biological process (GO): L-phenylalanine catabolic process; glutathione metabolic process
Cellular component (GO): cytoplasm; mitochondrion
Molecular function (GO): maleylacetoacetate isomerase activity; glutathione transferase activity
Source: RefSeq, a predicted model, not a curated record